AUGUCUCCUCGACUCCCCAGCAUGCCCCGGCAGGAGGUGUGUGUACUGUCCCACAGACAAGAGGUGUGUGUACUGUCCCACAGACAGGUGUGUGUACUGUCCCACAGGCAGGAGGUGUGUGUACUGUCCCACAGACAGGUGUGUGUCCUGUCCCACAGACAGGUGUGUGUACUGUCCCACAGACAAGAGGUUUGUGUACUGUCCCACAGACAGGAGCUGUGUGUCCUGUCCCACAGACAGGAGGUGUGUGUACUGUCCCACAGACAGGAGGUGUGUGUACUGUCCCACAGACAAGAGGUGUGUGUCCUGUCCCACAGACAGGAGGUGUGUGUACUGACUCACAGACAGGAGGUGUGUGUACUGUCCCACAGACAGGAGCUGUGUGUCCUGUCCCACAGACAGGUGUGUGUACUGUCCCACAGACAGGAGGUGUGUAUACUGUCCCACAGACAGGAGCUGUGUGUCCUGUCCCACAGACAGGUGUGUGUACUGUCCCACAGACAGGAGGUGUGUGUACUGUCCCACAGACAGGAGGUGUGUAUACUGUCCCACAGACAGGUGUGUGUACUGUCCCACAGACAGGAGCUGUGUGUCCUGUCCCACAGACAGGUGUGUGUACUGUCCCACAGACAGGAGGUGUGUGUACUGUCCCACAGACAGGAGGUGUGUGUACUGUCCCACAGACAGGAGGUGUGUGUACUGUCCCACAGACAGGUGUGUGUACUGUCCCACAGACAGGAGGUGUGUGUCCUGUCCCACAGACAGGAGGUGUGUGUCCUGUCCCACAGACAGGAGGUGUGUGUCCUGUCCCACAGACAGGAGGUGUGUACUGUCCCACAGACAGGAGGUGUGUGUACUGUCCCACAGACAGGAGGUGUGUACUGUCCCACAGACAGGAGGUGUGUGUCCUGUCCCACAGACAGGAGGUGUGUACUGUCCCACAGACAGGAGGUGGUGUGUUGGUGA
Messenger RNA from Knipowitschia caucasica, 966 nucleotides. NCBI's taxonomy places the organism in Eukaryota, Metazoa, Chordata, Actinopteri, Gobiiformes, Gobiidae. The record is from the annotation of a GenBank genome assembly.